AUGCCGCCCGCUAUCAACCCCUCCCAGCCCCAGAUCCUGGCACAACCCAUUCCAGCCCGUCCCGAAAAGCUCUCACCAACCUGUCACAGUUGCGUUGCCGCCAUCUGGAGCGUCUGCUCGGCCGAACUAGCCGAGAACGGGUGCCCACAGCAACUGCCUUAUGGGGCAAAGACGCUGUUUACUUCGCAUGCAAAUACAGUAAACAAGCAGCAUUCUGCCAACAGCGCAUUCUCAUCUAGGCUACCCAUUCAAUCUGCAGCAGCACGCCGCAUUGUCCGGGCUGAGGCCCUUACUUCAAAUGACGCGGCUGCCACAUCGCUUGCGCAAGUGCCAGGAGGGUCGUCGAAUGGAGAGGCUUCUUCGGGCAAAGCGUGCUGGACGGCUGCGCAGUUUCAGCGCCGUAAAGGGUAA
Molecule: messenger RNA, 411 nt
Organism: Trichoderma asperellum CBS 433.97
Lineage: Eukaryota; Fungi; Ascomycota; Sordariomycetes; Hypocreales; Hypocreaceae
Source: RefSeq, a predicted model, not a curated record